This is a messenger RNA of Carassius carassius (crucian carp), 1915 nucleotides long. RefSeq lists its product as uncharacterized. The record is from RefSeq and is a predicted model, not a curated record. Lineage: Eukaryota; Metazoa; Chordata; Actinopteri; Cypriniformes; Cyprinidae. The transcript has 4 exons. Bases 248 to 1915 code for a protein of 555 amino acids.
GUAUCCUUCCUAGGAAAGUGAUGAAGAUUCACAAAGAGAAGAGCAGAGUGCAGAACCUUUCACAUUGGCACAGGAAAGUGAUGAAGAUGCCCAAGGAGAAGGGCAGAGUGGAGAACCUUUCACAUUGGCACAGGAAAAUGCCCCUCAAGAAAUACGUGAUGAUAUCCACUCUCAUGGACUAACGGAAGGGCAAAGUUGCAUCUCUAUUUUCUCCUUUGCAUUGAGACACAACACUACUGGUGUAUUGAUGGAAGACCUGCUGAAACUUCUAAAGUUACAUUCUGCUGGGACAAAUGCAGUACCAUCAAGCAAGUAUUUUUUGGAGAAACCAUUAGCUGGUAUUAUAGAUCAAUUAAAACGCCAUCAUUACUGCAGAGUAUGUACUAAGUACCUUGGCACUUUACAAUCACAAGAAGAAACACUUACAUGUGUGUCAUGUUCCUCGUCCAUAACAGUAAAAGACAGUUUACAGGAAGGACAUUUCUUUAUCAGUAUUCCAUUAAAGGAUCAACUGAAGGAUGUUCUUGAGAAUCAAGGUAUGCACGAUCUCUGUUUUCGUCCUGAUGAUAGUAGUAGGCAUGUAAUAAGUGAUAUAUGUGAUGGCACCUUAUAUCAGACCUUGAAAUCUAACAGUGAAGAGGAUUUCCUCUCCCUUACAUUUAAUUGUGAUGGUGUACCAGUCUUUCAGUCCUCUAAAUUGAGUAUUUGGCCUAUACUGUGUUGUGUUAAUGAGAUACCCCCUGAGAGUAGAGAUAAGCAUGUGCUUUUAUGUGCUUUAUGGUUUGGAGCAAAAAAGCCAGACAUGACCUGCUACUUCCAACCAUUUGUAGAGGAAUGUGCCAAUCUUUCACAAGCUGGCUUUGAGUGGCAACAUCCUAGUGAUCAGUCAUGGAGACACGUGAAGGUGCACCCAUUGUGCUGUGUGUGUGAUGCAGUAGCAAGGCCAUUACUACAAAAUUUUAAGCAAUUUAAUGGUGAAUAUGGCUGCGGAGUCUGCCUUCACCCUGGGGUGCAGAUGAGGAAAGGAAAAGGAAAGUCAAGGGUUUACACAUGUGCAGAUGAAAAACCAAGUGACAGAAAUCAUAAAACCACAGUAGAGAUAGGACAAAUUGCUGAAAGAGAAGGGACAACAAUAUUGGGCAUAAAGGGCCCAUCUGCCAUUGUAGAUUUACCAAACUUUGAUGUAAUCAAUGGGAUGGUCCCUGACUAUAUGCAUUGUGUGUUGCUUGGCGUGUGCAGACAAAUGGCAACUUUAUGGAUCGAUUCAAAAAAUUAUUCUGAGCCAUGGUACAUUGGCACACAAACAGCUAUCUUGGACAGACACCUCUUGUCUAUAAAACCUCCAGGUAUUGUUGCUCGAGUUCCAAGAUCUCUGACUGAACGCAAAUUCUGGAAAGCCCAUGAGUGGCAACACUGGCUUCUGUACUAUAGCUUGCCAGUUCUAAAAGGCAUACUUCCACAGAAGUAUCACUGUCAUUGGGCAUUACUGAUAGAGGGCAUAAGCAUUCUGUUGGGAUCUGAAAUAAAUACAGAACAGAUAAAUCAUGCCCAUGAGGCAUUAGUGUACUUUGUUGGAGGUGUGCAGUCGCUGUAUGGGGAAGAGCACAUGACAUUCAAUGUUCAUUCACUUCUGCAUUUGAGCAAAAGUGUUGUGCAUUGUGGUCCUUUGUGGGCGCACUCAGCCUUUAUGUUUGAAGAUUUCAAUGGAUACCUCCUGAAACAAGUAAAAAGUAGCCAAGCUGUACCACAACAAAUAUGCAAACGAGUUCUGUUUUCCCGAGCUUUUCCCCGUUUAGCAAAGCAAUUUUUAACAAAUGCAUUGGCAGAAGUUACAGAUUUCUGUAAUGAAAUGAGAACCGAAAAGCAUCAUGUCAAGAAGUUUGCGAAGUUCACUGAGGCUUUCACAAAGCCAUAA